Molecule: messenger RNA, 1095 nt
Organism: Penicillium riverlandense
Lineage: Eukaryota; Fungi; Ascomycota; Eurotiomycetes; Eurotiales; Aspergillaceae
Product: CRAL/TRIO domain protein
Exons: 2
Coding region: 1-1095 (364 amino acids)
Molecular function (GO): phosphatidylinositol transfer activity
Source: RefSeq, a predicted model, not a curated record
AUGACUGUCGAUGCCCCUGACGCUGCGGCGCCUCCACCAUACACCAAAGGUGACAACGCCGAGGCCGAAACUGCUGCGACUGCGGCUGCGACGAAGCAGACUGCGGACCCCGCCGAAUUGAACCUUCCAACCUCCGCCGCCGACGGUCUCAUUCAGAAGCCGUUCCUCAAACCACUGGACAACGCCAAACCGGAAGCACCAGCGCAAUUGACCCCCGAUCAGCAAUCCAAAUAUGACGCUGUGCUCAAGACAGUCAAGUCAUGGACUACGGUCCCGACAACCUCCGAGAAGAAUUCCGCAACCGCCCCGAUCACUGACGACGAACGCAUGUGGUUGACCCGCGAAUGUCUCCUUCGAUAUCUGCGCGCAACCAAGUGGAGCGUGGCCGAGGCCGAGGCCCGCCUCCAGCGCACACUGACGUGGCGCCGAGAAUACGGGAUCCAGAAAUUGACACCGGACUAUAUCUCGGUCGAAAACGAGACGGGCAAGCAAGUUAUUCUGGGCUUUGACAUUCACGGCCGGCCCUGUCUGUACCUCUUGCCGAGUAAGCAGAACACGGAGAAGAGUGAUCGCCAGGUGGAGCAUCUCGUGUUCAUGCUGGAGCGGGUCAUUGAUCUCAUGGGCCCUGACCAGGAGACCCUCGCGCUGCUGGUGAAUUUCAGUGAGACCAGCUCGGGCCAAAAUGCCUCGGUGGGCCAAGGGAAACAGACCCUCCAUAUUCUGCAAAAUCAUUACCCAGAGAGACUCGGUCGUGCGCUAGUCAUCAAUGUGCCGUGGCUUAUCUGGGGGUUCUUCAAGCUGAUCACCCCGUUCAUCGACCCGUUAACCCGAACAAAGCUCAAGUUUAAUGAGGACCUCACUCAGCACGUCCCGCCGAGCCAGCUCAUGAAGAACGUGGGCGGUGAUGUCGAAUUUCGGUACGAUCAUGCUACCUACUGGCCUGCUCUGAAUGCACUGGCCGAGCAGCGCCGUAACGCCUACCGUGAGCGUUGGAUUCAGGGCGGCAAACAGAUCGGCGAGAUCGAGAACUACCUCAAGGGUGCGGACACGCCCAGUGUGUCGCAAAUUCUGGGUGAGACAAGUGAAAAGGCUUAA